UUGAUACGGAAAAUUUUCUUUUUCUAGCUGAUGUCAUCAAACUUUUCGUAAAUUGCCGAAAAAAAAACGAAGAACCUCCGAUUUUGUAAGUUUUGUUUAAUCAUAAGCGCAAAAUCGUGCAGCAUCGCAAUGGCCGAUCCAAAGUUUCAAUUUUUACCGUAUAUCGCUCACGACCAGCCGGACGUUUACGAAACACCGGACGCUCCGGAAUCGGAAACGUCCGAUUUCUACGACGAAGAACCAUCGAACGAGAGCAUCGAGCGGCUGCACAUUUCCACCAAGGAUUCGUACAACAAAUUCAAGGGCAAGUAUCUGACUGGGAAUGUGGACUUCAGCGACCGGAUCGGAAAGAAGAUCAGGAACGGAUAUGAUGCCUCCAGCGGGGAAUGGGAUCUGGCCGGAGAAGGAGAAAAGGAAACGCCGAUCCAGAAGUGUCUGCGUCUGCAGUGCGAAAUGAACGAACUGAUGGAGGAGAUUACGGCUUCGCAAGCGGACGCCACCAAGACCAAGGAGGAGAAGGCUUCGUACGAGGCGGUGUUCGAGGUGGUUGGAACGGCGAAGAAGGUGUUGGAGAGUUUGAAGUUGGAACAGGCCAUUGGUAGCGAAACGGUGGCUAUGGGAGCGGAAACCGAAGCGAAGAAGCUCCUGACCAAGAUAGAGCAGUACAAGAAAUCGGGUGGAGCUGAUCCGGCUAAGACGGCUACGGAGUUGGUGUACAGUUCCCGGAUUGCCGAGCUGGAGCAUCGCUUGCAUGAACUGGAGGUGGCCGUAGGGGCCAAGCCGGAAAAGAUCAGCCGAUUGGCGGGUUCGGCUGGAGCCGGAAAUUUGAUCGAAGCCGUGCAAUCCAUUUCGGCAAAGGCCGCUCUAUUGCAGCCGCAGCAGUUGGAUCUGAUCGAGGCCAGGCUGGGCAAUUUGGUGUCCAAGAUGACGGCCAUCGAUGAGAAGUCCGCUGCCGCCGGUCAGGAUCCCAACCGAGAGCAAAAGAUUCUGGAACUGUACGAAAUCGCCAAGACCACGGAACCGAUUGUGCAGAUCCUGCCGGACAUGCUGAACCGGAUGCAAACGCUGGAAUCCUUGCAUAAAUAUGCUACCAACUUUAGCAAACUGUUCGCCGAGUUGGAAACAACUCAAGCAAGCAUUUUGAACGGAAUUGCCGGGAACAAGACGCUCCUGACCGGGGUUCAGGAAGCGUUUGCGCAAAAUCUCGAGAAUGUUAACAAGGAGGUCAAGAAGCUGGAGGAACGCAUGAAGGCGCUUCAGGAAAAAGUUAAGUAGGUAAUUUAGAGAUAGAAAUCAUUCCCCAAACAGGAGCGAUUCUGAUCGAUACUUAUUACUCAGUUUUGCUUUUAGAAGUAUAGAUUUAACAUAUUCGCUUAUUUAUUUUUCAAAAUUAUGUUUAAUCGCUGCAAUCGCGUUUGCUCGUGCAUUCGCUCAAAGAAGAAUGUCAUUAUUUGACGAGAAAUA
Messenger RNA from Aedes albopictus (Asian tiger mosquito), 1464 nucleotides. RefSeq names its product dynactin subunit 2 (gene DCTN2-p50). The transcript has 3 exons. The record is from RefSeq and is a predicted model, not a curated record. Bases 130 to 1275 code for a protein of 381 amino acids. Gene Ontology annotation, cellular component: centrosome; dynactin complex; cytoplasm. NCBI's taxonomy places the organism in Eukaryota, Metazoa, Arthropoda, Insecta, Diptera, Culicidae. Gene Ontology annotation, biological process: mitotic spindle organization.